Molecule: messenger RNA, 882 nt
Organism: Penicillium griseofulvum
Lineage: Eukaryota; Fungi; Ascomycota; Eurotiomycetes; Eurotiales; Aspergillaceae
Product: uroporphyrinogen-III synthase HEM4
Exons: 2
Coding region: 1-882 (293 amino acids)
Biological process (GO): uroporphyrinogen III biosynthetic process
Molecular function (GO): uroporphyrinogen-III synthase activity
Source: RefSeq, a predicted model, not a curated record
AUGCCUCCAACACCUAUCCUCCUCCUCAAAACAAAAUCCUCCCCCCAAGAUGGCUACGAAGACUUCUUCUCCGCAAAGAACUAUAACCCCACCUUCAUCCCCGUCCUAGAACAUCGCUUCCUAAAGAACAACCUCACCCAAGUCCGCGACCUAUUCCACAAAAAUGCAUUCAACAAUACCCAAACCCCCAGAAAAUACGGCGGCCUAAUCUUCACCAGCCAGCGCGCAGUUGAGGGCUUCGCGCAAAUGAUCGAAGACGAAAAAGACGUAACCUUCGAUAUCCAAUCAACCCCACCUCUACUCCUCUACACCGUCGGCCCAGCCACAGCCCGCACCCUCACAACCCUCCGCGACAAACACCUCCCCUCGGCAACAAUCCACGGCGCAGACACAGGAACAGGUGAAAACCUCGCCCAUCUCAUCCUCCAACACUAUGAUUCCCUCUACCCAGCAAACAAACCCUCGCUGCUGUUUCUUGUUGGUGAAGUGCGGAGGGAUAUCAUUCCGAAAACACUAAUGGAUGAACGAUUGCCGGUUGAGAAGAGGGUUGGUGUUGAGGAGCUUGUUGUGUAUGAGACUGGGGUUAUGGGGUCUUUUGAGGGUGAUUUUGAGAAUGUGGUGCGUGGGUUGGAGGGCGAUGUUUGGGUUGUUGUUUUUUCGCCGACGGGGUGUGAGGCUAUGUUAAGGGUUCUGGGGUUGGGGCCUUUUGCUGGAACUGGAACUGGAGCUGGAACUGGGAAGAGGGUGUUUGUUGCUACCAUUGGGCCUACAACAAGGGAUCAUCUGCGGGAGAAGUUCGGGUUUGAGGCGCAUGUUUGUGCGCCGAGGCCUAGUCCUGAAGGUGUGCUUGAGGGUAUUGAGGCGUUUAUGCGUGGGGGUUGA